AACCUCGGAUGUAAACAAGCGAGUGCUCUUCGCCUGAAAACCCGACCAAUUUCCAGAAAACAUGUCCAUUUCUUCCAUUACGGCGCUUUUUCGGCCUGUAAAUCGCAUGAACAGAUCACUAAGGCUUGCGAGAAUAGGACACUGCGGCAGAAGAACGCUAACAUCAACAUCUACGGUCCAGGGAAUAUCGAAAUUUCCUCGCCUGCAACACACCAUUCCGGAGAGUUAUAACGAGGUUGAGGUGUCUACUGCAGAGUGGUCAUUUGUAGAGCGGCUGAUUCCACCAAAGUCAAUCCCUAAGCCUAAAGUCAAACCGGGCGAGGUUACUCCGUCUGGCUGGGUAGCUCCAUCCGCGGCUCCUGGCGAUUAUCCGUACUUUGUCCCGCGUUCUGCCAGCCACAUGCUCCCUGUUUAUGUCAAGCAUGAGCCAAUCAUGUCAAGGUUCACGACCUCUGUGAAACAUGUCGAAGGUGAUGCAUUCGCCCUCGGAGAAGAUCUACGGCAGUACCUUUCGGAGAAGUUUGCGCCCAAACACAUUAAUUUACGGGUCCAUGAGCCACACCAGAUGGUACAGAUAAAGGGAGAAUAUAUGCUGGAAGUGAAGGAAUUUUUAACCAAUAAGGGAUUCUGAAGAAAAGAAUUUAAGUAGAAGGUCUUGUCUGCCUGGUGAUGUUAAUGUAUAUAAUAAUUUUAUGUAUCUUCUGGUAUUGAAUAUAUUUAUGCCAUUGGAUAUAAAUUUCAAGUUAUUAUAACAUAUAUCUGGUAAAUCAUUGUCUCAAUAACUUUUUAUUCCAGGAUCAGCUGUGGCUAUACUGUAUAAAAAUUGUUUUCAUUGCAGCUGAAUGAUAAAGAAAAUAAAUCAAUCAGUCAACAGAUCUUAAAAGAGGAUCAUUGAAGUACAUCUGUAUAUAAAAUCCUAUGAAUUGUAAAAGAAGUAUACAUAGUUCUGUUCAUAAAUUAUUAUAUCUGUUA
Penaeus indicus is the source of this 972-nucleotide messenger RNA. RefSeq names its product large ribosomal subunit protein mL49-like (gene mRpL49). Gene Ontology annotation, cellular component: ribosome; mitochondrial large ribosomal subunit. Gene Ontology annotation, molecular function: structural constituent of ribosome. The coding region runs from base 62 to 631 and encodes 189 amino acids. The transcript is spliced from 4 exons. The record is from RefSeq and is a predicted model, not a curated record. Lineage: Eukaryota; Metazoa; Arthropoda; Malacostraca; Decapoda; Penaeidae. Gene Ontology annotation, biological process: translation.